Messenger RNA from Priapulus caudatus, 896 nucleotides. RefSeq names its product luciferin 4-monooxygenase-like. The transcript is spliced from 6 exons. Gene Ontology annotation, molecular function: CoA-ligase activity. The coding region runs from base 258 to 896 and encodes 212 amino acids. Lineage: Eukaryota; Metazoa; Priapulida; Priapulimorpha; Priapulimorphida; Priapulidae. The record is from RefSeq and is a predicted model, not a curated record.
ACAGUUUAGCUCAAGGGGCAGCAACCUUGUCCCUGCCUAAUCUCAGUAAUCCUGGGCUAUACAGUGCAGCAAUAAACAAAUACAAGGUCACCUAUACCUUCUGCAUCUCUCCACUGAUCGUCAGUCUGGUAAAGCAAGGUUACGAGCUGCCCACAUUACAACGCUGUGACACGACUGGGGGUAGCUGCAGCCCUGCAGUUAUCAGAGAAGCUAGAAUUACGCAUCCACACCUGAUCAUUAAUAGUAAGCUUUUCGGAAUGACUGAAGUCGGAUCAGUCAUAGGCGCUCCGCCGGAAAAGAAUCAGGAUAGCAACACGAGAGGAUGUCUUCUUGGAAAACCUCUAGCAAACACACAGAUCAAGGUGGUGGACGCAAUCACUAGGAAGCUGCUGCCCCCUGGUGUAGCGGGAGAGAUGUGCGUCCGUAAUCCAUAUAAAUUACUGCGCGGCUACAUCAACAACCCUGAGGCGACGGCACGCGCCAUUGACAGCGACGGUUGGCUGCACACGGGAGACCUCGUGCAGUACGAUGACGAUGGCUUCAUAUACUACAUAGAUAGACUAAAGGAUAUCAUCCGAAUUGCACCUGACAAAACUACGACGAUUCAGGUCUCGCCUUCAGAAAUGGAAAACAUCCUCAUGAGUCAUCCAGGAGUAGGAGACGUCGCUGUCACCGGCAUCCCAGAUCCUGACAACGAAGGAUACGAACUAAUCCGAGCUUUCGUCGUCCGUAAAGCGGACACAUUAUCUGCAGAAGAUCUUAUCGAGUUUGUGAAAGAGAAGACACCGAGAAAGUACGUCACAUUAACAGGAGGUGUUCGCUUCCUGAAAAACAUUCCGAAGAAUUUAACCGGUAAAAACAUGCGCAGCGAACUACAAGCUCAGGCUUACGAAUAA